AUGGGAGCAAUCGAUCGGACGGAGGAGUUCCAGAAAAUUCUGGAGGGCAUGGGUGUCAAUGUUGCAAUCGGGAAAGGUAUAAUUAACUCUAGGUGUCAUUGUCCAGGUAGGUUUUCAACAUCUCGUGGCGGACUAAAGUGAGUGUGCAUUAUUUGCACGUUUUUUGAACGAAAAAAUGAAAAAUAUGCAAAAAGACAAAAACUUUAAAGCAAAAAUUACGUACACAACAGCAACCUCGAGCAGCAGCGACAACCGCAUGCCGAACGCGAUCUACAUGGCAAGCAGUGAAAUUGGUCGGGAUAUCCAACUGAUGCAGAACCAAAUAGACGAGCUGCGAAAAGUCGCGAAAAAGAAAAACAUUUUUGACGACAAGAGCUCGAAAAGCGACCAGCUCAUCGUGUCAAUAAAACAGGUAAAAGUCGAAAUGUGAUUCGCAUGCGUGAUGUACAAUUGGUGAAUAAUCUGGGCAAGCUGUGUUGAUCUUACUCAAUAUCAUCCGCCUAAGUAUCUAUUCUUCCCCGACUAGAAUGAAAAAAAAUCAAGAUCAAAAACCUCAAAACUACAGAUGUGCGAGCAAGUAGAGCAGAAGAUUCAGCGACUGGACAGUCAGACUGCCGGCAUCGUGCGCGGAAUCGGCAAACAGGCUGGCGAGGCGGCCAAGAAUGCGGUAGAAGCGCUGAAACUCCGACACAAGGACAUCACGCUCGACUUCUACCGCGUUUGCGAGGAGCGAAACCGGGCCGCCAUGGCCAUGCAGAAGCAGCGGGACCAAUACAGUAUGCGGCCUCCGGCGAAGCCGAUCCGCGGCGCGGAUUUGUUCGAGCCCGGAACGAGUGCCACCGAGAUGAGCACCAUGGGCGAACGCGACGGUCUGAUGCGCGCGGGGCAGACGCAAAUAGACCCUGGCUACACCGACAGUCGGGCGGAAGCCAUGCAAACCGUGCAGCGUGCGAUCGCGGACGUUGGUACUUACAUUAGAUUGAUAACUCCACUCGGACGAGUGUGUAGUGGCUGUAGUUGAAGGAAUUGCUUUCAUACAGCAUGCUCGCAGCAGCCCUCCAUGGCUGCUAGCCGUUAUGUUUGCUUAUUUUGCAUUUUCUUUGUCACGGACUUGCAACGAAUGAAAUCUGGUACUCGGCGUUGCUUACUUAACUACAGGUCAAAUGUUUAAGCGCAUGCGGGACCUUAUCAACGAGCAGGAGUAUGCAGUGAUGAGAAUAGACCAGGACGUCACUGACACCCAGGACAACUUGGAUCAGGCGGAGCGGUCGCUGCUGCAAUACUUAGACAGCAUAAGCUCCAAUCGCAUGCUGAUCCUGAAGGUGUUUGGCAUCAUCAUCGCCUUUAUCAUCAUCUUCAUUGUCUUCCUAUCAUAGGCCAGAGCGCGAUGAAGCUGCCGAAAGUUAAUCGAGCUACCUGUAGUUGUUGUACAUCUGAUAACCUCGGAAGUAGGAACAACGACACAGCGGCGCAUAUUUUAGCUCUACCCCUUGAGAAACGAACACAGCGACACUAUCACUCACGGCAUUGCUCACGAACCGAAAUGUCACAUGUGACAUCACAAAAGACGCGACGAAAGACAAAACACAUGAAAUAAUGCACCUUCAUGGAAUCGUGGUUCACUGGCUCAGUUGCGACCUGAUGGAGUCCAAAUUUUUCUCGAAGCGAAGCGCAGCGCGAGCCUCUAUAAAUGGACAAAGUUCUUAGCAUUUACUGCUACAGCAAAAUACGGAAUUCAAUACUGCGUCC
This is a messenger RNA of Amoebophrya sp. A120, 1749 nucleotides long. NCBI's taxonomy places the organism in Eukaryota, Dinophyceae, Syndiniales, Amoebophryaceae. The record is from the annotation of a GenBank genome assembly.